Messenger RNA from Eubalaena glacialis (North Atlantic right whale), 1146 nucleotides. RefSeq names its product F-box protein 16 (gene FBXO16). Gene Ontology annotation, molecular function: protein binding. NCBI's taxonomy places the organism in Eukaryota, Metazoa, Chordata, Mammalia, Artiodactyla, Balaenidae. Bases 160 to 1041 code for a protein of 293 amino acids. The record is from RefSeq and is a predicted model, not a curated record. The transcript has 8 exons.
CGGAUAGAUUUAUAGACGGUGAUUGGACUACUGGAAGGGGUGGGGGCUAGACAGAGUGAAAGAAACAGCAACUACCGCAACACCAGCGCCAGAGGCUUGAAGAGAAAGACGAACGAAAAGAGGUGUAGUUUUUCUUAUGGAAGAAUAUCCAGUUAUUUCAUGAUGGCAUUUGCACCUCCAAAAAACAUAGGUGGUCCCAAAAUGCAGACAAAGAUGAGUACCUGGACACCCCUAAACCAUCAGCUUUUGAAUAACCGGGUCUUUGAAGAAAGAAGAGCUCUGCUUGGAAAAUGGUUUGACAAAUGGACAGACUCUCAAAGGAGAAGAAUCCUGACAGGGCUGUUAGAACGCUGCUCCCUGUCACAGCAAAAGUUCUACUGUCGAAAGCUUCAGGAAAAAAUUCCAGCAGAAGCUCUGGAUUUUACUACCAAGCUUCCAAGGGUGUUAUCUUUAUAUAUCUUUUCUUUCCUGGAUCCCCGAAGCCUUUGUCGUUGUGCACAGGUGAGCUGGCAUUGGAAGAACUUAACUGAACUGGAUCAGCUCUGGAUGCUCAAAUGUUUACGGUUUAACUGGUACAUCAAUUUCUCUCCAACUCCCUUUGAGCAGGGUAUAUGGAAGAAACACUAUAUUCACAUGGUGAAAGAACUCCAUGUUACCAAGCCCAAGACACCUCCAAAAGAUGGGUUUGUGAUCGCUGAUGUUCAACCAGUUACAAGCAGUUCUCCAGAGGAAAAGCCGUCCCCUUCAUCAGCUUUCCGGUCCUCUUCCUCUUUAAGAAAGAAGAACCACCCAGGGGAGAAAGAACUCCCACCCUGGCGAUCCUCUGACAAACAUCCAACUGAUAUCAUUCGCUUCAAUUACCUGGACAACUGUGACCCCAUUGAGCAAAGCUGGCAAGGAAGAAGGAAAAGACACGAAAUGACCCCAGAGUUCAACCGACAGUCACAUGAUAUCCCUAAGUGCAGAACCCAGCACCCCCGUACACAUUCCAGCUCAUCUUGCUUGGCUUCCACAUCGACCAGUGGGGCUCCCAGCCACUGAAGCAGCAACGAAAACUCUCAUGCAGCAUCUCCAGAGACACUCUGGGCUUCAAUCAUUACCCCAGGCCUUCCAGCCAAAGUUGAUUUAAAAAUGUGAAAGGAUUUU